UCAAAUCAACUAGAAUGCAAUAUUACGAAAUAUGUUUUGACGUUAAUGUCAAAUCAAUCACAUAAUCAAAUAUCUGAUGUACAAGAAUUAAUACUAUCAAGUACAGAUAGUGGUCACGUUUUGGAUAAUCUUCUUCCGGGUUUUAAAUAUAACAUAAAAUUAACUCCUUCGACAAGUAAUGGGACGUUACCAUCCUCGCCUAUUUAUUCAAUCACUACUCUUAUGACAAAAAAUGACGUUCAAAUAAAGAAUAUUUCCACUAAAAAUGAAAAUGGAAAAAUCAAAGUAAAUUGGAUAUUGGUAAAUCCUCAUCGACAUUACGCUACAGUUGAUGUACCAGUAACAGCAAUCAUUAAAUAUAAAGUGAAACGAAUUCUCAGCUGUUCCAUAAGGGAAGUAGAACAAAAUUGGACGUCAAUAACAAUUUUUAAUCGAACCAAUUAUGAAAUAAUUGACACAGUGCCGAAUUCUCAAUAUAGUAUAAAAGUUUUUGUUGACGUUAAAGACAAAAAUACUACUCAACGAGAAAAUAUGAUUGAUGUCUUAACACCAGCAUCAAAUCCAAUAACUGAACCAGUCUUAGAUCCUGAUCAUCCAAUGUACAUCACUAAUAACUCUGUAUUUGUUCAGUGGAAAUUGUCUUCCGAAAAUUGCUCAAAACUAAAUGGAUUUUUAUCUCAAUUCUAUAUAGAAUUAAAGGAUAAGGUUGAUGACAUUUUACAAAUAAGAGAAACCAAAAAUAGUUACAUUGGCUUUAAAGAGCUAAGAUCCAACACAGAUUAUGAACUGAAAAUAUUUAUAAAAACUCACUUCGGUUAUAAUCCAGAAUAUUUUCUACUCGCCAAUUUCAAGACUAAAUUAGAAAAUUUAAAACCAGUAGAAGAUUUAGUGGUUUAUAAAAAGAGUCCAAAGAAUCGUAUGGUAGGGUUUCGCUGGAACUAUACACAAGAUACAAAUGUAGACGGAUUUAUAGUUUCGUUUGAUGAGAAUCCUUUAAUAAACACGAAAAACACUUCCAUAAUACCUCUGCAGAAAUGCUCUGCGUGGCCAGAAUACUAUUGUCAUACAUUUUAUAAUUUGAGUCCUAGCAACAAUUACACAUUUAAAAUAAAGCCAAAGUCAAUAGAUUAUCCAGAAGGUGGUAAUGUUUCGUCUAUUUCUUUUAACAGCAUCGAUGGACUACCUGAUUCUCCAAUGAAUUUAAAAACGACCGAAAUUGGUAGCUCUACAAUUGUUCUCCAGUGGGAUAUUCCAUGGAUAUUCAACGGUGUAUUGAAAAUGUUUGUUAUUAAUGUUGAUGAAAUUACACCAAUAGACAUGAACACCUGUUGUGUUACCAUUACGCCAGUAGAAAUUCCAGUUAACGAAGAACUACCUACGUAUAAUCAUACGAUAACUGGCCUACAACCCGGGUCAUUAUAUUCAAUUGGAGUUUUAACUGUAUCCAAAUCAUUAUGUUACAGUUCGCAGUCUAGACUGUCUGUCACACUUCCAACUAUUUAAGAAAUCAUUUUAUUUUUCUCUGACAUACUAAUAAAUGUACAAUAUAUUUUUGUCAUUUAUUCAAAACUAUUAAUGUAGUGUAGUGCUUACAUAAUAUUAUUUGCCAUGUACCGAAUGAACCUAAUUAGUAAUAAAAUAUAUCUUGGAAUUAUGUCAUUUCACAAGGACCAAAAAAUAA
This is a messenger RNA of Acyrthosiphon pisum (pea aphid), 1681 nucleotides long. RefSeq lists its product as uncharacterized. Gene Ontology annotation, molecular function: protein binding. The record is from RefSeq and is a predicted model, not a curated record. Bases 46 to 1503 code for a protein of 485 amino acids. NCBI's taxonomy places the organism in Eukaryota, Metazoa, Arthropoda, Insecta, Hemiptera, Aphididae. The transcript is spliced from 9 exons.